AUGGAUUCCGAAGAGCGUCCUGCGAAGUUGCGCAAGCUAGAGCAUGCGGAUAGCAUUGAGGAUGUGGCAGAAGCACCUACAAUUCCGACACCAAACGAACAACUACCUGUCGCAGCGGAAAACAGCAAUCAAGCCGACGCCGUAGAAUCUGUCGGAACACCGGCUGGGAGUGAGAAUGCGGAGCCAAAGCUAUCAAAAAACCAGCUCAAAAAGCAAAGGCGGCUCGAGCGCUGGGAAGCCGGCCGCGAAGAUCGCAAACUCAAGCGAAAAGAGAAAGUCAAAGAGAAGAAAGAGCGAAGGCGAGAAGAGUGGGCGCAGAUGCCUACCGACGAGAAUGGCAAGAGACCAAGGCCGCCAGCUUCGCGACCUCCUCGGCAAGCAACUGGAAAACAAGUACCAAUAACAGUAAUCUUCGACUGCGAUUUCGAAGAGCUGAUGUUUGACAACGAGCUCAAGAGCUUGGGACUUCAGAUUACGAGGUGUUACAGCGAUAACCGAAAGGCGAACUUCAGGACCCAUCUAGCUUUGAGCAGCUUCGGUGGAAAGAUGAAGGAGCGUUUCGAUGGCAUUCUAGCAAAGCAGUACACGAGUUGGAAGGGGUUCCAGUUCUUCGAAGAAGAUUUCGUUGAGGUUUCCGAAAAAGCGAAGGCGUGGAUGUCAGGGCCAAACGGGGGAGAAGUUCUCGGCGCCUUGAAGACAUCAGCAGAAGCCACUGGAUCAGGCGAUCAAGAACAACCUGAUGCUGCAGCAGAGGAAGGCGAAGUCGUCUAUCUUUCAUCUGAGUCUGACAACGUUCUAACUCACUUGAAGCCCAACAGUACAUACAUUAUCGGUGGACUGGUUGACAAGAACCGACACAAAGGCAUAUGUCACAAGCGCGCCGUGAACCGUGGGAUCAAGACUGCAAAGCUACCUAUUGGCGAAUACCUCGAGAUGAAAAGUCGGCAAGUCUUGGUCACGAACCAUGUGCUAGAGAUUAUGCUCAAGUGGAUGGAGUUUGGGGAUUGGGGCAAGGCGUUCAUGGCGGUCAUGCCCGAAAGAAAGGGUGCUAAGCUUAAGAGCGAUGGAGACGACGAGGAAGAAGACGCAGAUGCUGCGGGAGAUGAGCAUUUGGAUCGAGACCUCGCAGAAGCGACAAAGGAGGCAGACGCCGAGACUACAUAG
This is a messenger RNA of Alternaria ethzedia, 1164 nucleotides long. RefSeq lists its product as uncharacterized. Gene Ontology annotation, molecular function: tRNA binding. Gene Ontology annotation, cellular component: nucleus. The record is from RefSeq and is a predicted model, not a curated record. The transcript has a single exon. The coding region runs from base 1 to 1164 and encodes 387 amino acids. Lineage: Eukaryota; Fungi; Ascomycota; Dothideomycetes; Pleosporales; Pleosporaceae. Gene Ontology annotation, biological process: tRNA N1-guanine methylation.